CUUAAUGGGUCUUAAACCUUGUGUCUUUCAGUAUUUAUGGCAGUUGGAGCUUCAAUCGCUGUUCGCUUAGGAACCCACCCUGACUGGCUCUUUUUCUGCUCCUUCAUUGGAAUGUUCAUGUUUUAUUGUGCUCAUUGGCAAACUUACGUUUCAGGCGUGUUGAGGUUUGGAAAAGUGGAUGUAACUGAAAUUCAGGUAGCUUUAAUAAUCGUCUUCAUGUUGUCUACAUUUGGAGGAGCAACAAUGUGGGACUACACGAUACCCAUUCUAGAAAUAAAAUGGAAGAUCUUUCCAGUUCUUGGAGUAGUGGGUGGAGCAAUAUAUUCCUGUUCAAAUUAUUUCCAUGUUAUCCUCCAUGGUGGUGUUGGCAAGAAUGGAUCCACGAUAGCAGGCACUAGUGUCUUAUCACCUGGACUCCACAUAGGACUAAUUAUUAUACUGGCAAUAAUGAUCUAUAAGAAGUCUGCAACUAAUGUGUUUGAAAAACAUCCUUGUCUUUAUACCCUAAUGUUUGGAUGUGUCUUUGCUAAAGUCGCACAAAAAUUGGUGGUAGCUCAUAUGACCAAAAGUGAACUGUAUCUUCAAGACACUGUGUUUAUUGGGCCAGGUCUUUUAUUUUUAGACCAGUACUUCAGUAAUUUUAUAGAUGAAUAUGUUGUCUUAUGGAUAGCAAUGGUCAUUGCUUCAUUUGAUAUGAUGACAUACUUUAGUGCUUUGUGCCUGCAAAUUUCAAGACACCUUCAUUUAAGUAUCUUCAAGACUUCAUGUCAUCAAGCACCUGAACAGGUUCAAGUCCUUUCUUCAAAGAGUCAUCAGAAUAACAUGGACUGAAGAGACUUUCGAACACUUGCCAUCUCUUGCUGCUGCUGUUAUAUGAAAAGAGAUAUUAAACAUUUGUUUAAUAUUUAGUUAUGUGUUACGCAUAUUUCAGCAAAUAAAAUAUUUCAAUGCCUAAAUUAAA
This is a messenger RNA of Orycteropus afer afer, 961 nucleotides long. It is a transcript of the gene CHPT1, whose product is annotated as choline phosphotransferase 1. The record is from RefSeq and is a predicted model, not a curated record. Lineage: Eukaryota; Metazoa; Chordata; Mammalia; Tubulidentata; Orycteropodidae. Gene Ontology annotation, cellular component: Golgi apparatus; endoplasmic reticulum membrane. Gene Ontology annotation, molecular function: diacylglycerol cholinephosphotransferase activity; ethanolaminephosphotransferase activity. Gene Ontology annotation, biological process: phosphatidylethanolamine biosynthetic process.